ACCGGACCGGAUGGCGACAGAAUCCGAAUCGUUGCCCAGCCACGACAGCUCCCUGAGUCGCCCCAGACAAACAAAUGGAGAUUAUGCGACUUUAGUCGAUGGUUUGAUGGCACUGCUCAAGGUGCGCUCGCCCCCAGCGGAAAACUCUCGUGAAAAAUUCGAACAUUUUUGAAAAUUGUGAAAACCAAAAGCUACAAAGCGGCGUCAUGUACUGCAGCAGCCGACUGCUCAGAUACGUUCUGUGUGUCAUCAGUGGCAUUUGCGCCCUGGGUGGCUGCCUGCUCAUCUGGUAUGGCGCCUGGCUGCUGGAGAGCCUCUCCGAGGAGCAGAGAGUGAAGGGCCUGGAUCACGGCGAGGACCUGGCCGCCGUGCUGUGCAUCCUCCUGGGCACCGUCGUCAUAGUGGGCAGCAUCUUUGGCCUCGUGGCGGUGGGCAAGGACUCCAGGAGCCUGUUGAUCUGUUAUGCAGUGCUGCUGGUCUUACUACUGAUAGUUCAGUUUGUGAUGGUCACCAUAAGUUACGGCGCCAGUCGGGAGUCUCUUCCGAAUUCAUUGAGACAGGGAUUCGACGACCUGUGGGACGAGGAGCACGAUGGCAAUAGCACACUGAACACUUACGAGGAGUGGCUACACUGCUGUGGGCGUAAUAGUGCCGAGGACUAUCUCCUCCUGGACAAGAUGCCUCCCUCGAGCUGUUGUCUCAAUCAGGACUGCACGAAUGUCCUGAAUCUCUUUAUGAACGGUUGCGAAAACGAGUUUAAGGAGUAUGUCAGCGGAAAGACCGCCAACUUCCACUCCCUAAGUUGGUUUCUGAUACUCUUCGAGUUUGCCGGCUCGGUGACCACCUGCUACCUGGCGGACAGCAUUCGCAAUCAUCGCGACCGCAUACGAUUCUAUAAUUAAAUUAGUUUUAGGUGUUUUGCACGAGCCGUAUUAUCGUUAUUCGUUGUGAGUAAUUUCCUAGCCACAGGGCCCUGGCGAAUUGUGAUUGUAGUUUACGAUGAUUAAUCAAGUUAGGCUACUAGAGAUACCCAGUAUUCAUUCAUAAAACUAUAAACUGGCACCCACGCCUACAAAUAGCUGGAAAGGAAAAUAAAUGAAACCCGUUGCCAUUGACAAAA
Molecule: messenger RNA, 1120 nt
Organism: Drosophila biarmipes
Lineage: Eukaryota; Metazoa; Arthropoda; Insecta; Diptera; Drosophilidae
Product: protein late bloomer
Exons: 5
Coding region: 207-902 (231 amino acids)
Cellular component (GO): membrane
Source: RefSeq, a predicted model, not a curated record